AUGUUGUUCAGGCGCGUAUUGCUGGGCCUGACCACUAGAAGCCUUCGCCAUUCGUCCACGCAGCAGUCCAAAGCUGCUCAGCCGGUGAAUGACCAAGCCGGCAACCUCUUGCCCGACUACACGGAAGAAGAACGCUUGAAGAUCCUGCAGGCCAUCAAUGAAAAUGGCACGAAUGAGAUGAUCAGCUACGACAUCACCAAGGCGAGGGCCACCAAGCUGCACAACUGGAAGGCAAGGCAUGGUCCACUGCAGGAGCUCAGCGACAUCCUGUAUGUAGAGGGAUUCGGCCUGAAGGCGGCCACCAAGUUCUUCAAGAGCCUCCUGGCGCCGGUGGGAAGUGGAAGCACUGGAGAAGGUGCCGAAAAUAAGCCGAAGGCGGCGCGAGUGGCGCCUUUUAUAACACCAUCUCUAGAUGAGGCACAGCGGCAACGUAUAUCCUCCACCGUGGGCGUUCGCAUCGGGGUGACCAGCGUGAGCUGGGCGAGAUUAGAGAUCGGUAGCAACGAUGCACCCUGCCUGCUCACUCAUUGGCAUCACCACGAACUCAACGACAAGAAGCUGCAUUUGUCGGAGCUCUCGCGCCGCUGCCUUUAUGUCACCCAUCAAAUUCCGCAGGCCGACUGCUACGUCCUGGAGAGUCCACAGAUGGCGCAGGCCAGCAGUAAUCCGGGCAGCAUUGAUCAGCAGAACGUGAACAUCCAGAAGGCCCAGGUGGCCGCUAUCAUGAGCUACUCCUUGAUGGCCCGGUCGGAUGCCGAGGAAAACAAGGCCAACAACCUCUUCUAUAUGCGUCGCUUCCUCUCGGCCCGUCUCUUUAAUCACCUGGUAGGCACGGAGCGCGUUUCGUCGGAGGACACCAUAAUGGCCAUGAUGCGCACCCAUUACAAUGUGGAACACCAGCUUCCCAGGACAGAGUCGCCGCAGAGCUUGCGCCAACAAGUGCACUUUCCCGCCGACCUGCGACUCAUUUUCUCGCAGCAGGAGCGCUACCAACGCGAACUUCUGGGCCAGGCCUUUUUACUUGGCUUGGCCUUCACUCGACUCGUUCUGCUGCAAGAUCCUCAGAGUAUUGCUUUGGUGACCCGGAACUCCAAGGGCUCCGUUCCGAGCGAAGCCAGUUCCUUGGUAUCUUAGGGAUUG
Messenger RNA from Drosophila takahashii, 1140 nucleotides. RefSeq names its product transcription elongation factor, mitochondrial. Gene Ontology annotation, cellular component: mitochondrial nucleoid. The record is from RefSeq and is a predicted model, not a curated record. Lineage: Eukaryota; Metazoa; Arthropoda; Insecta; Diptera; Drosophilidae. Gene Ontology annotation, biological process: mitochondrial transcription; transcription elongation by mitochondrial RNA polymerase. Gene Ontology annotation, molecular function: DNA polymerase processivity factor activity.